Molecule: messenger RNA, 501 nt
Organism: Haemonchus placei
Lineage: Eukaryota; Metazoa; Nematoda; Chromadorea; Rhabditida; Trichostrongylidae
Source: the annotation of a GenBank genome assembly
AUGUCGCUGAUCUUCCACAAAAAACCGAUAGGAUACAGCGCAAAAACUCUUAGCACUCUACUAGACAAGUACAGCCCAUACGCAGAGGAAACAAACUCUGAAGGCGAUGACCGCACACAGUACGAAGAGUACACCACCGCAGUGAACCUAAUAGCUGACGGAAUAAAAAUAAUAAAAUCUAGCAGAGAUUCCCUGCAGUCUCUCGUCGACAAAUUAGAAAAAGAAUUCGACGAAGCAAAAUCCAGAGGUAAUAAAAAAGACUUCAUAAAUGAUAUAGAAGACAUUGAUUCAGAGUGCAAAUUCACGGAAAAAAUAGCUCGUGCCAACGAAAUAAUCUACGUGUUGGAAGCACGACUAACAGAAAGCAGAAAUAAACUGCCAAAACUUGCUCAAAAGCUGGGAAUAAACCCGAGAAAGAGCGAAGUAGCACAGCGCAAUGGCGCGAAAAAGGACGACACAAAUAAUGCGUCCACAGAAGAACCCGAAAUCGACGGGGACUAA